AUGCAUGAAGAAUUCAUUAAUUUUAUCCGCUAUUACCUCGGCCCAACGACCGAAUACUUCUCUUGUUUAGGUUUUAUUAUCUAUGCUUUGGCCAUGUGCCGUAUUAUGACGUCCGUUUUAACGUUGGCUACACAAUCUUUGUUUUCACGGAAUUUGGGAUGGAUGAGCAGACUUACUUAUCUUGGUGAAUGGGCAGUUAUUACAGGAUCAACAGAUGGCAUUGGAAAAGCAUAUGCUGAAGAGUUGGCUGCUCUUGGCUUAAAGAUUAUCUUAAUCAGUCGGUCUCCUGAAAAAUUGGCUGCAGUUGCAAAAGAAAUAGAGGAAGCCCAUAAAGUUGAAGUACGAACCAUUGCUGUUGAUUUUUCAGAUAAUGAAUCUAUCUACAAUAAAAUAAAAAAUGAACUGAAAGGUCUUGACAUUUCAAUAUUAGUGAAUAAUGUUGGAAUGUCUUAUCCUCAUCCAGAAUAUUUUGUAGAAAUUCCCAACAGAACUGAGACUCUCAGUUCAUUGAUAAAAUUAAAUGUUGUUGCUAUGACAAUGAUGACCAGCAUUGUGCUGCCAGAUAUGGUCAAGAAAAACUGUGGGGUCAUUGUAAAUGUAUCAUCAGCUUCUGCAGCUGGACCAUGUCCCCUGCUGACUGCUUAUUCAGCCUGCAAGGCUUAUGUAAAGUACUUCUCUGAAGGAUUGUCAGCCGAAUAUAGUGAUAAGGGAGUUGUAAUACAGUGUUUGAUGCCUUUCUAUGUAACUACCAAGAUGAGCAAACUUCGGAAAUCUUCUGCCAUGGUGCCAACGCCAACUGCAUAUGUGAAAAGCUCUUUAUCAAGUCUUGGGAUUUCUUCUUGUAGCUUUGGUUACUGGUCGCAUAAUUUUCUGGGUUGGUUCACUAAAACACUGCCCAGGUUCUUUCUCACUUGCAAAAAAAGAAAAUAUAAUUCAGUUUUUCCUAACUUGAUGAAGGAAACUGGCUUUUCUUACUGGUUCAAAUAUUUUACGUGUCGCUUGUGGGGAGGAAUGGUUUUGAACUGGAUUUCAUUUAUGAUGCUGGUCACAUUGACUAUUUCUGUCUUGGCAUCAUCCUAA
Molecule: messenger RNA, 1080 nt
Organism: Acanthosepion pharaonis
Lineage: Eukaryota; Metazoa; Mollusca; Cephalopoda; Sepiida; Sepiidae
Source: the annotation of a GenBank genome assembly